AGUUCGAUUCCCGGUGGGGAAGCAAAAAAAGAAAUGUCUCCGUCUGGCAGGACACAGAAGGCUGAUCACCUACUCGUCCAUAAAGAAAAUUGAUCAGUAAAACAGAUGUAUAUCGUCUGCCCUAUAUCCCAGUAUAUACACGGUACUUCACUUUUUUUCAAUCUUACUGCGACAUUUAUAAAUAUAGUAAAGAUUGGAUGAUGACUGAUGGCUAGACCUGUAUGACAUCACAAACUUAUUGGCACUUAAUAACAUCUAUAAAACAUUUAUAAUUUCACAAAGUUCUAAUUAGUAACAACAUACCUGUAACGAACAAGUAUGAUGUACGUGCUCUUUUAAAUUACAUGAAACAAUUUCUUUCAAUAAUUAUGUUUUUGUUGCGACCAUUGUUUCUUACCCACAUUUAAAUGUGCAUAUGAUUGCAUUGAUACUCAUUGAAUAUAGUAGGUAUAAGUUAUUGAAAAGAAGAGUCAUUUUGACACAAUGAUACUGUUGUCACAAUAGAUCGAAAAAUCAACAUGUGAAAAGAAUUUUAUGAUGAGAUGUUGGAUAGCUGUGAUCUUUAUUGGUUUGCAAAUUGUGACGUCGAAUGGCUCAGUCAGCUAUUGCGGAUCUAGAAUGUGUGGUCACACAAAUGGCCAUACUUUUUGCAGAUAUUUGUCGGGACCAGGACCUACGUGCUUAGGUUUCAUGCAAGCUCCUCUAACAAUAGAAGACAAGGUGCGUAUCAUGGCCCGUCUUAAUCGUAGACGGAGUGAUAUCGCGAUGGGGUUGAAUGAUUGGCCCCCUGCUGCAGAUAUGCUCAAAUUACGUUGGGUUGAUGAAUUGUCGCGGGAAGCGCAGCUGUGGGCCGACCAGUGUAGACCCCCGAGCCACGUUGAAGAGCAUGAUGCUUGCCGAGAUCUUUAUUCUAUCUCAGUAGGACAGUGUGUGGCGUCAAUAGUGGGCGAAGCGCCGGGACUCCGGCCGGAGACGAUGGUCGACAUUUGGUACAUGCAACGCAUAUCAUAUGAAGGAAACUUUACUUCUUAUAUCCCGUCUUCAGAUAACUAUUAUGGCGAUUUUGCUCAAAUGAUUUGGUCACGCACGUAUAUGGUUGGAUGUGGAAGAAGUAGAUUUAUGGCUCUAUGGCGUGGUCGCAUUCGAAGUGUAGAACGUUUAGUAUGUAACUUUGCACCUAGAGGCCCCAUACCCACCCGAGCGCUGUGGACGCCUGGCGCGCCGGCCUCAAUGUGUCCUUCAAGAUCCCGACCUGAUCCUGAUGUGCCUGGACUUUGUACUUUCCUAAAUGAAAUUAAAAUGCCCGAAGGUACAGGUGAGGACAUGGGUGUAGAAGAACACUUGCUUUUAAAUACUGUUCUUGAAUUAGAAAAUAACGAUACUUUAAAUUAUAUGGGAAGUUUAGACGAGCACUACCUAAAGACAGUAGCUAUGGCCACCAUUGAUUAUCUGUUUACAUCUGAAAUAUAUUAUAACAAUAACUUGUAUAAAAGAGAGGCUAUGGAGAAUACAUUGUACGAUGAAAAUGCUACACAUUUAAAUAAAGAAGGAACAAGUAUAGUACCGGAUUCAACGCCUAGUCAGAAUAAAAUUACAAUAAAAAAGAAAGUGAGUUUGGUUGGACGUCCAAAACCGUAUAAUUUAGAAGAAUUAGAUGAUCCAACCAUACCGAAAUUAAAAAGAAAUGAAAUCGUUGAAGACACUACAGAAAAAUGGGAUCUCUAUGCUGAUUUUGAUUAUAAGGAACUAGAUAAUUAUGGAAUAACAAUGAACACUUUAGCAUCGAAUAAUACAUCCACUGGUCAUGAAGUACAAGAACUUGAUAGUCAUAUAGAUGCCUCCCUAGGAAUAAAUACAUUUCAAAAUACAGAAAAAUAUGGAACGCCUGAGAUUGAAUUAAGAUCUAAUUUCUCAAUGACACUUAAUGUAUCAAAUCCUAUAUCAUACGAAACAACGAAAGAUUAUCUAGAUGAUUAUCUUUCAGAUCCGGAGACAUUUCGACAGUUGCAAGAAGCAUUAGAGCGUAUGGAGAACAAUUUGGCUGAUCCAGCAACCGUCGUAGGGAAGGUCCGGCGCGAAAUAAGAACUCAACAGCCCGACUCUAACGCCACCCAACCAAGAAGAAUUAGCAAACAACAGUCUGAAGAAUUAUUGGCAGAGAUAGAAAGAAAUAAAACAAGACAAAGAGGUCCCAUGCUGAAUAUGGUAUUAAAGUAUUUGCCAUAUUUGAAGCCGUAUGAAAAUACUAUUCUCGGAGAAGACUCACCAAAUAACGCCGAACGAAUUAUGCCCUCAAUUAUUUUGCUUUUAGUUUUGUGUAUGUGA
Messenger RNA from Zerene cesonia (dogface butterfly), 2325 nucleotides. RefSeq lists its product as uncharacterized. The record is from RefSeq and is a predicted model, not a curated record. Lineage: Eukaryota; Metazoa; Arthropoda; Insecta; Lepidoptera; Pieridae. The transcript is spliced from 11 exons. Bases 535 to 2325 code for a protein of 596 amino acids.